This is a messenger RNA of Exaiptasia diaphana, 1693 nucleotides long. RefSeq names its product E3 ubiquitin-protein ligase MARCH1. Gene Ontology annotation, molecular function: zinc ion binding; ubiquitin-protein transferase activity. Gene Ontology annotation, biological process: protein ubiquitination. Bases 311 to 1039 code for a protein of 242 amino acids. The record is from RefSeq and is a predicted model, not a curated record. NCBI's taxonomy places the organism in Eukaryota, Metazoa, Cnidaria, Anthozoa, Actiniaria, Aiptasiidae. The transcript has 3 exons.
UUUUAUUCUUUGUUUUUAGUUUGUAGGUUCCUAAUUGAUUGACUUAUUGGCGAAUUAGCACAUUUUCAAAAUGUCAUUGUUAUUUCAUUGAGCUGGUGGCUCACAUACAUUCGCUGUCUGUGGUCUAAACACGUUAAUAACWAGUUGUUAGUUCAUUGAAUAUUGAUGAUAUACACAUCAAGCACGUUGCCUUUGGUAGACUCGACUGGUUAUGUUUUUUGACUACCGUUCAAUAAGAGACAUCUCCUUGUAAGACUUCAGUACAACAACUUUGUUGUUGGCUUGGCAAGAAUACGGAGCAAUCAGCGGAAUGACAGAGGAGAUAUUUCAACACAGAGAAACUACUCAACCAGAAGAAUGUAUCGAACUGAAACCAUCAUCGCUGUYGAACUAUCAUAGUGAAGAUAAUCCCGAUGAACUAAAGGAAUCUUUUGGCAAAAACCAAGACUCACUUCCAAUUGAACCAGAAAAUGAUCACCAAUUUUGCACAUUGGAAUUAGAACCCAUGACAGAGCAUGACCAGACAGGCUCUACAUCAAAUAUAAAUACAAGCCAAUCAAUAUGUAGAAUUUGUCACUGUGGAAAUGCAGACGAAAAGUUGCUUACACCUUGUAAAUGUCGUGGAACGUCACAGUUUGUACAUGGAAGUUGUUUGGUUGGAUGGUUUAGUAAGAAAAGAAACAAAACAUGCGAACUUUGCCUUUAUGAGGUCAAAAUAAAACGGAGAGGAUUAAAACCAUUUUYAAAGUGGACGUUUCCAAGGGGAUCCUGUGACUUCAUCGGUUUUCUUUUUGCGUUUUACGGCAUUAUUCUCCUGAUUUUUGUCAUCAUGAUUCUACGAAUUGCAUCCAAUGGUUGUAAAAGUACAGUWUGCGUUGUUUUAUACUUUGUCAGCGUYAUCUCACUUAUCUAUUUUUCGUACUGCUGUGGAUUCGUCGAACAGACAAAAAGAUGCUGGAGAACUUACCUCGACUUAAACAGAAAAGUUAUUAUUGAAAAUAGGCAAGAUAGUUGCGAUAGYRUCUCAUCGGUGGUYUAGACAGUUGCGUAAGCCUCUUUCUAUAACAAGGURUGACUGGAAACGUAGUUCUUCCACUUUUCAAAUUUUUARCGGACACAGAARCUGAAUUCAAGACUAAAGUUCCCAUCAUGCUUUGCUCUAGAAAGUGACGUCGCUGUCUAUUGGUACUAAGGCCGUGCUUAMUGUUGAAUUUAAGUUAUCGUCARGAAAAUUAGAAAUUUUUCUAUCAUUGCGAUUUCUUUAGGGACCUAGAGGGAACAAAAGUCAUUAUUAUUUGGAUAAAUACAUGGAACAUUUUCKAAAGGAUGUGCCUCAAAAUAAAACAAUCAAAACAAAUUUACAUAUUUAUACAAAAUCAUUUAUUUUCCUAUCGCACUAUAUUAGAUAAUUAUACCUUGUUUAWAUUGGUUUGAUGACAACUCUAGAAGCAGCACUUUUGUAGAAAUUGAAAACAGAUCGUAAUAUUACUUUUAAGUAAUUUCAAAUCAUAAUCCAAACCCUUAAAGACGUUAUAGUACAGAUAGGUCAGUUUCCCGCCCUGGCAUACGAAGGACGUUCUAAAGGGCCGAUGAGUGUGGUGCGUGAUGUGUUUCCAGAGAAAAAUAAGCAAGAGAUAUCUGUACUGCAUAACACAAGUCCAUCUCCAUCAUAUGAACAAGCAUUGCUUGAGCC